AUGAACCCACCUUUCCAUCUCCCAAUCCCUCCUCCGUUACAAACCCAAAACCCAAACCCACAACGACGACGACAUAAUCAACCUACAGAUCAUCAUCGUCUUACUAGGUCCGAAUGGGACUUCACUCUCUCCACCGUCGUCUCAUCCUCCACGGCCACCGGCGCCGUCUCCAACACUCUCGGAGUCAUCGAGUUCGACCCAUCGGAGACGCUUCUAGCCACCGGAGGCAUAGCCAGGAAGAUAAGAAUCUACAGCGUCAGCUCUCUUAUCCCGAAUAAUAAUAACUACGACGACGUCGUUUCGCUAGACCACGCAGCUGCAUGCGACUAUUACAUAUGCACUCCCGCCAAGCUCAGCAGCCUCCGCUGGCGUCCCGGGUCGGGCGGCCGGGUCCUCGGGUCGGGGGACUACGACGGCGUCGUCACGGAGUACGACCUCGAGUCCCGCCUUCCGGUAUUCGAGCGCGACGAGCACGGCGGGCGCCGCGUAUGGAGCCUAGACUAUAAUUCGGAUCCGGGUUGUCUCGGGGCGUCCGGAUCCGACGACGGGACCCUCCAAAUGUGGGACCCGCGGUGCGAGGCUGGGGAGUGUGUGGCUAGAGUGGUUCCGUCGGAAGCGGGUAACCCGGUCUGUUGCGUGGAGUUCAACCCCUUCGGUGGCCCCCUCCUGGCCGUCGGAUGUGCUGACCGGAAAGCCUACGUCUACGAUGCGAGGAGAAUGUCGGGCCCCGUUUUGAGCUUCGACGGCCACGAUAAGACCGUGACGUAUGUGAGGUUCCUCGACAGCCGUAGGAUGGUGUCUUCCGGGACAGACGGGUGUCUGAAGAUGUGGAGCGUGGAAGACGCGCGGGAAAUUCGGACGUAUUCGGGUCAUGCCAACAACCGGAGCUUCGUCGGGUUGUCCGUCUGGAGAAGCGGUGGGCUUCUCGGGUGCGGGUCCGAGAAUAAUCAGGUGUAUGUGUAUGAUGUGAGGUGGGGUGAGCCGGUUUGGGUGCAUGGGUUUGGACCAAUGGGAAGCGAGGGUUGUGAUGACCGAUGGUUCGUGAGCAGUGUGUGCUGGCGGCAGAAGGACGGUGAGGACCAGUGUACCCUCGUGGCGGGUGGAUCCGAUGGAGUUUUACAGGUUUUUGUGGGUAGAAGAAAGUCGUUAGCUUCGUGA
Molecule: messenger RNA, 1158 nt
Organism: Fragaria vesca subsp. vesca
Lineage: Eukaryota; Viridiplantae; Streptophyta; Magnoliopsida; Rosales; Rosaceae
Product: E3 ubiquitin-protein ligase COP1-like
Exons: 1
Coding region: 1-1158 (385 amino acids)
Biological process (GO): response to UV-B
Molecular function (GO): protein binding
Source: RefSeq, a predicted model, not a curated record